AUGCACAGAAAUCACCCGUCGGGAAUCAGUUUUUACUACGAUGAAGACAAUGCCCAAAUACAGCUUGUAUAUAACAAAUCAGAACAUAUACCACUUAAAGAUUUUGCAGCUGAAGUCAGAGGUGGAAAAGAUAUAAAAGAAUUCAUUUACAGCGCUAUUGUUUUAUUGGAUGCUCCGGAUACAAGUAUUUGGAACUUGAUGGAAAUAAUGAUUAGAAAAAUAAUGAAUACACCCAAUAGUACAACAACGGCACAUCGAGAAAAUUUAAAUAUUGAAGAAAUAAAACAAUCACUGUUUGUCAAUGAUCGAGGUAUCCAUUUUAUCCUAGUGUAUAAUAACUUUGAUUAUAAUAAUUCAUUAUUUUUAGUUCAAAUAUUAUCAAAAACGUUACAAGCUACAACUGCUACAGAAACUAAUUGGACAUACGAUCAAUCUUGGUUAGCCAUAAUGUCCACAUCACCUUCUGUUCAACGACGACAUGUAGCUAUAGCUAGACUGAAAAAUCCAUGUAAUUUUGGUAGAAAUUGUCAAGAAGCAAGGUUUAUCGUCUUCAUUUUAUCUCCAAUGAAAGAGAAAGGUACAAAGAACUUUCUUGAAACUGGACGAACAUUUGCCACAAUUUUUGCUGAUAUCGAGCUAAGAGCCAAAUUGCUUAAAGCCGCUACUCAACAAGAAUUUAUAUCAAUCAUAGACAAACAUACAGAUGGUUUAAUGGAACAACAACAAAUAUCUGCUGCCAAUCGUGAUGCUGUUCAAGAUCAACUAGAAGAUAAUAACACAAAUACUGACGUAAAAUCAAUUUCCGUUAUUAUUAAUACUGAUUAUAAGAUUGAUUUAUUUUAUUUUUGUGUACCAGAAGCUGUUGUUUCUCAAUGUUUAGGUGGUAUAUUCUUCGCCGUAUUUGGAGGACAACCGUUAAUUGUUGUUAUGACCACAGCUCCAUUGACCAUUUAUGUUAAAGUAAUUUAUACAAUUUCUUCAUGGUAUCAACUAAAUUUUCAUGAUAUAUACGCAUUAGUUGGUCUAUGGAAUUCAUUUUUUCUUAUUUUAUACUCAUUUUUUGGACUAAGUAAAAUAAUGAAAUGGUCAACAAGAUCAACGGAAGAAAUUUUUGCUCUAUUUGUCUCAAUUGCAUUUGUUGUUGAUGCUGGUAAACACGUUCAUACGAAUUUCUCGACGAACUAUGAAACAACUGCAUGCGAAAAACAUGAUGAAUAUUGGCGAAAUAAACGAUUGAAUAAAACAGAAAAUGUAACAGAUUAUUAUUUGAAAGAACAAUGCUCCAGAGACUCAAGUUUACUGUAUUUAUUGUUGACACUUGGAACGGUUUGGACUGGUACAUUUUUGUACAAAUUUAAACAAACACCCUAUUUAAAUUCUGCCAAACGAGAACUACUUGCUGAUUAUGCAUUACCAGUAUCCGUAAUACUUAUGACAUUAACGGGUAGUCUUUUAUUUAAGCAGAUUAAUUUUCAAUCUUUUUCCGUUGCGCGUGAACAUCCUUUCUCAUUGGCACGAUUUAAAUCUGUCACAUUUCUACAAAUUAUAUGUACAGCUAUACUGGGAUUUUCUCUAUCGUUAUUGAUAUUUCUCGAUCAAAAUAUUGCCGGUGCUAUAGUUAAUUCGCCUUCGAACAAACUGAAGAAAGGAAAAGCAUUUCAUAUUGAUUUAUUUGUUAUUGCUAUUUUAAAUGGACUCUUAUCAUUGUUCGGAUUAACAUGGAUGCAUGGAGCACUUCCAUUAUCUCCUUUACAUGUUAAAGCUUUGGCGGAUACUGAAGAAAGAGUUGAAAGUGGUCAUAUUCAAUCAGUCAUUGUCAAAGUUCGUGAAACUCGUGUUACAAUUCUUAUUUCACAUGCACUUAUCGGCGCUACAUUAUUAGUGGGUGAAGUAUUGAAAAAAAUACCAACACCUGUCUUAGAUGGACUAUUUUUAUAUUUGGCAUUAACAUCACUUGAUGGUAAUCAAUUUUUUGAACGUGUUUCAUUAUUUUUUACUGAACAAGCUGCAUAUCCACCCAAUCAUUAUAUUCGUCAAGUUCCACAACGUAAAAUGCAUUUAUUUACCAUGUUACAAAUUGUACAACUUGUUAUUCUGUGUGCAAUCGGUUUUUCACCAAUAAUCUACACAAAGUUAGCAUUACCAUUGUGGCUAGUAUUGAUGGUCGCUUUCAGAUACAAAUUACUUCCAAAAAUUAUUGCAACCAAGUAUCUUCGAGCACUUGAUCAACGUUUAUAG
Messenger RNA from Didymodactylos carnosus, 2238 nucleotides. The record is from the annotation of a GenBank genome assembly. NCBI's taxonomy places the organism in Eukaryota, Metazoa, Rotifera, Eurotatoria, Philodinida, Philodinidae.